AUGUCUGACAACCAAAAGCUAGCGGCGACGGAGACUGGUUCGGUUUCAUCCAAAGCAUCAACCAAGUCAGCGACCACGGGAAAGUCGGCCUCGCGCCCAACGAGACAGAAAGAGCAGCUGGGUGCGAGGCCGACAAGGCCCACUCGGUCGCUACGAGAGAGGGUCCUCGCUCGAACUGCAUCAGCGCGGUCCUCAAUCAGCGAGGACACCUCUCUACAGUCCCCGCCGCCGUUGCCUCAGUCACUCCCCCCGUCCCUAAUGGACAUCUCAAACGAAAGGGUAUGCACAUGGGACCAGGAGGAGAUCCCUCCUCGGCCUAUACAAUCAGACGACGAACUUUCGGAGGGCUCAUCGAUCUCUGAAAGAGCGCCGUCGGGCCGCCGCAGUAUGCUCUUCACCACGUCCAGACGGACGGGAGUCGAGAUGGACGCGGCAACCAAACUGGCGAACGAAACGCUCCUCAAAGCGAAAGAAGCUAUUGAGGCAGCUGGGAAUAUGAAAAAGGAAUGCAAGGCUAUCGCACUGGACAGCUUGCAGGUUCUCUACGAGACUGUCCUCUCGCUGUCGGACUCCAGGUCAAGGCACAAGCACAACCUGGAGAAGGAACGAGCCAGGCACGCCCAGGAACUGGUCAGGGUAGAGCGCGCCCACAAUAAACAAACUGCGGAGCUGCUCAAAGACCUCAACCAGCGGCUGAGUGAAGCCCGAAGCGACAUCUCGGGAAACCUAGAAGAAACAAGAGCAAUCAGAAGCUGGCUAGGGUACGAAACUCAGGAACCCUAUAGACAGAUCAGUGAGAUAGCCGAAAUGACAAAAAAGAUAACCGCCAUGGAGAGAAGCAUUGGUGAACGGUCCCAUACACAAGGGACAGGUCAAAGGAUGACAGACAUAGGGCCGCUCAUCAAUGACCACCAAAAAAUGACAUCCCAGCUGGACCACAUGACCAAACAACUGGACGACAUGAGACGGACAUUAGACAAAAACUUCGAAAUGACAAAACAACUGCAGCUGUGGACGAACCACGACAAAAUCGGCAAGGGUAUGACUGAGGUCAAAGAGGCCAUUCUACAGGCUGAAAAGAACCUCAGUCAGACCAUUGCCGAGCAGCCAACACCAACACCGCAAGUCGGACAUGAGGCGCCGCCAAAAGGGGACCUCAUGGAACAGCUCCAACCAAUUACAGAAAAGUUGGAAGCGGUGUCGUCGGAACUCCGCACCAUGCGGGAGGCUAGGAACAAAACCCCGCCUCCCGCCACAAGUCUGGGCACUGAAAUAGCCCUAGCAGAACUGGUCAAAACGGCCACCCAAACUGCGGGCAAGGCAACAUACGCCCAAAUAGCACAGAAGCCCAGACCCCCAAGACCCAACCACACACUAAUAGUGUCGGCUACCGACCCCGACAAAACGGGGGACAAGGUAAUCGACAAUAUCAGGGCGGUGUUGGACCUCCAGCAUACGGGGGCGAAAAUAGACAAGGUGCGGAAAGCAAGGAACCAUAAAAUCAUCCUCAGCUGCAGCACUAAGGACGACCUCACGAUAAUUAAAAACAAACUCAAGACGGACAACGGCCUAAAGGCAGAAAUCCCUAAAACCAACAAUCCUUUGGCUAUUGUAAAGGACGUUCUCACCUAUAACUCUGAUGCAGAUAUUGUAAAAUUCAUAACAUCCCAGAACGCGCACCUUCUGGAGGGAAUUCCGGCAAAGGACGUGGCGGUCCGAGUGCGCUACCGCAAGAAGGCACGUAACCCGCUCGAGUGCCACGUCGUGUUGGAGCUGUCACCAGAGGUGCACAAGCGAUUUAUCGACCAUGGGAAAAUAUAUAUAGAUCUGCAGAGGAGACCGAUCGAGGACCAGUCGCCACUAAUUGCUAAAGGUGCCCCACUGAAUGACAACACAACAAAGCCAAAAUACACUACGCUAAAAUUUAUCCAAGCGAACCUACAAAGAUCCAAGCUCGCCACGGCGGAACUGCUGGAAACGGCGAAGAGAAAGGGAAUCUCAAUAGCUCUGGUCCAAGAACCCUACGUGGGACGAUCCGGAGUCUUGAAACAACACCCAGGCACUAAAGUCAUCCAGUGCACUCUGAACCGUCAGAAGCCAGUGAAGGCGGCAGUAAUAGUGUUCGGUGACCAACUGGAGGUUAUCCAUGACCCUCAGUUGGUGACUGAAACGGAAGCCGCUGUCCUCCUGGUGGCAGGGACGCUGAGGCUAGGAGUCGUGUCAGUCUACUAUGAAGGGGACCAGGACAUAGAGCCCUACCUAGUCCGCACACAAACAGCGUGUGAAAAGCUAAAUGUCAAGCACCUCAUAGUAGCUGGUGACGUAAACGCCUGGAGUCACUGGUGGGGAAGCUCGACUGAGGAUCAGCGAGGAGCAGCGUUUUCUGCCUUCCUGAAUGGCAUGGACCUCCAGAUUCUUAAUACCGGAAAUACGCCAACCUUUGAGACGCACAGAGGUGACAGGCUAUGUACCAGCAUCGUCGAUGUCACCGCCUGCAGCGAAUCAUUACUAGGGAAAAUAAGGAACUGGAGUGUGGACCGAAGUAUAACAACAUCAGACCAUAAUGCAAUUACCUUCUCUCUGCCACUGGGAGUAGCCUUGACAUCGCUCAGGCCUCUCACGACACGGAGAUACAAUACAAAGAAGGCACGCUGGUCUGACUUCGCAACACACCUCAGAACAUCUCUUAAGGAAAAUAACAUUACACCCGAUAGAAUCACAAAGGCCAAAACACCGGAAGAACUGGAUACAAUCAUUCAAACCUAUAUCAACGCCGUUCAGGAAGCAUGCAAUCGUGCAAUACCUUCAGUCGAACCAGCGAAAGGAAACCCCAAACCACCAUGGUGGACCAGUGACCUAGCGCAAGCUAAGGCUGAUGUGUUGCGUAAAAAACGACGCAUAAAGAAUGCUGCACCAAGGCGUCGGCAGCUAGUCAUAGACGACUACCUAGCAGCCAAGGAGAAGUACGCCAACAUGGCGAACGACGCCCAAACUGAGAGUUGGAAGGAGUUCUGCACAACGCAGGAAAAGGAGAGCAUGUGGGAUGGUAUAUACCGUGUCAUAAGGAAUACAGCCCGAAGACACGAAGACGCGCUGUUAAGAGAUGGUGAAGGAAACACCCUAAGCCCGAAAGAAUCAGCUAAACUUUUGGCAAACACCUUCUACCCCGAAGACACAACAGCAGCGGAAACAUCAUACCACAUGCGCCUCAGGGAAAUGACGGAGGGAAACAACCAUAGAGUGAAGGAGCAGUUGUCAGAGGAUGAUCCACCAUUCACGCCAGCGGAGCUUGACUCCGUACUCAAGGCACUAAAUCCCAAGAAAGCCCCGGGACCAGAUGGAUUAACCUCUGACAUCUGCACUAAGGCCAUAGACUGCGGAAGGGAGGAGUUCAUGGCGAUAGCAAACCAAUGCUUAGCGCUGACGUACUUCCCCAUGCAGUGGAAAGUGGCCCACGUCGUCAUACUCCGGAAACCCGGUAAGGACGACUACACUCACCCAAAGUCAUAUCGACCCAUCGGCCUACUAUCAAUCUUCGGCAAAAUCGUCGAGAAGAUGAUGGUGGGCAGACUGCAAUGGGCAAUCCUUCCAACUCUCAAUAAGAUGCAGUAUGGCUUUAUGCCACAGCGCGGAACCGAGGACGCCCUCUAUGACCUUGUAAAUUACGUGCGCUCUGAAGUACAACAAAAGAAGAGCGUACUAAUUGUAUCACUGGAUAUAGAGGGAGCCUUCGAUAACGCCUGGUGGCCCGCACUCAAAUACCAACUUAUAUCCAAGAAGUGCCCCGCAAACCUAUACGCCAUGGUAUGUUCGUACCUCACAGACAGAAAAAUCAAGGUUAAUUAUGCCAGAGCAACCCAUGAGAGGGAGACAACAAAAGGAUGCGUCCAAGGAUCUAUCGGUGGACCAACCUUUUGGAACCUCAUACUGGAUUCUCUGCUUAAUAAACUAACAAAUGAAGAGGUACACUGCCAAGCGUUUGCAGACGACGUGGUUCUUGUUAUCUCAGGACAUGAUAUGGACGUAAUGGAGCAAAAAACGAACGACACACUGGAUGGAAUAGUGAGGUGGGGGAAGCGUAAUAAGUUAAACUUUGCCGCACACAAGACCAAUGCGAUGCUUAUAACAAAGAAACUUAAGUACGACACCCCCAACCUCUAUAUGGCCAACAGUAGGGUAAAUCUAGUCGACGAAAUAAAGCUCCUCGGACUAAUCAUGGACCGUAGACUUACCUUCAAACCGCACGUUACCGCCAUAUGUAAAAAGACGGCGGACAUCUACAAACAGCUAGCGUGCGCAGCGAAGGUAACCUGGGGUCUAAACCGCGAGAUAACAAGGACCAUCUAUGUCGCGGUGAUUGAACCCAUCGUGCUAUAUGCCGCAAGCGCGUGGUACCCUGCCACGGAGCUCCAAACGGUCAAAAACCAGCUGGAGUCUCUUCAAAGGGGAUUCGCACAGAAGAUCUGCAGAGCGUAUCGCACGGUCUCACUCACCUCGGCACUCGUCUUGUCGGGGCUACUCCCCUUGGAUUUAAGGAUACAAGAAGCGGCAAAUCUAUUCAUGGCCAAAAAGACCUGGUCAAAAGAUUAUUUGCCCCCCGAACGGGAACUAGAAAGCAACAUAAAACACAUCAACCAACCACACCCGUCACACCUUAUAACAACAAAGUACACGAUCCUAGAGAGCUUGGAUCAAAACUCCCAGGACUCGCACCACAUAACGGGCCCACAUAUUUACACCGAUGGCAGCAAACUAGAGGGAAAAGUAGGCGCUGCCCUCACCUGGUGGGAGGAAGGGAGAGAAACAAGAUACGCCCUCUACACAUUGGAUCCAGCCUGCACUGUUUUCCAGGCAGAGCUCUACGCCUUACACAGGGCAGUUCUGCUUGCAAAGCAAAGCGGGUUGCCAGUAGUCAACAUCAUGAGUGACUCGAGAUCGUCACUCGAGCUACUGGAGAAUCCAAAAACAACACACCCACUGGCUAGGAAAAUCUUAGACAACUUGAGAGAAAUUCACCAAGACAACAGAGAGGUGCGUCUGUUCUGGAUCAGAGCCCAUAUAGGUACCCCAGGAAAUGAAAGAGCGGAUGAACUCGCGAAAGCGGCAUCACAAAGAAUCAACUCUAUUCCAAACUACUCGAAGAUCCCCCUAUCCUAUGUCAAAAGGAAAAUACGAGAGGAGUCUGUACGGAAGUGGCAGGACAGGUACAGUACUUCUCAAACAGGGCGAGUUACGAAGAUCUUCUUCCCAGACGUGGCAAACGCCUAUAGCACGGUGAGGAAGAUCAAAAUAACUCCUCUGCUCUGUCAAGCCUUCACAGGACACGGGGGAAUAGCUGAGUACCUACAUCGGUUCAAACUGAGAGACAGCCCGGGGUGCGAGUGCGACCGCGACAUUAGUGAAUCGGUCGAGCAUAUCAUUCUGGACUGUCCUCGCUUUGAGGCGAUGAGGAUGGGAAUCGAAAUCGGAGCAGACGUAAGACUCACGACAAAGACAUUACACGAGAUUCUUCGCGACAAUGACACAAGAGACAAAUUAACAGACUUCAUAGAAAAAAUCUUCCGGAUUGCGACGAAAAGAAACAGCACCAUGACACCAAGACAGGCUGAAACAAGCCAUACAGCCGGCACUGACUCUGUGAACCAACCCGUCACACCCAUAGACAUUAGUCCUGCAGCAGUGCAAACCAUUACUAUCAAAGAACUGCUAAAGUCUGGGGAAAAAGGCGAACCGGGGAUCAGACUGCGCGGAGUAGCCACGUUCAUGGACACCAAUCUCGAAGCGUUGGGAAUUUGCUUCUGUAAUGCGCACGGUGCAGCCAGAGUGGAAUUGUCCCCAGGACUGGCCGCUCUGCUUAACGGAAGCACAUCUAAAAAUACCAUGAAGCGCAGAACAUACAACGCAAUGCCUGUGACUACAGUGGCUGAAAAGCGCUGUCGAAUAGUGCGAGCAAAGAACAAAAUCAUCGCACUAUUUGAAUGGGAUCUCCUCGAGACCCCAUUCACACAGGCAAGUUCUGUGCUUAAACGCAUAGGAGAAAUGAACGUGGACGCACCGAGGCGUAUCAGUGUCGAUGCGAUGGCUGUCGGAUACUCAAAGGGCAUAGUGGAUGACUUCAUUGGGUGCAUCGAAGCCUCAAAAACACACGAGGUGGUGGUUUAUGAAAACAGAGGUGAAGACCUCAGUUUUCUUAAACCGCAAAAAACCAGCAACACAAAACCACCUUGCUCAAGCACUGACCCAGAGGGAUUGUCAAGAACUCCUGCGACACUUAGCGGCUCGGAAAAACUGCAGCUGAAGCUAGUGUCAGCAGGCAAGGCAACCGCUGGGGUAGUUAGCAAAGGAAAGAGCAUGCUGAGCGCCACGGUGAGUACACUAGCCGAAGCUAUCCAAAGCAUGUCCGGAAGAAUAGACAACAUAAGAGCUACGAAGACAACGAAGAAAGUUGAACAGGCCGUACGGACUUUUACCGAACCCACGACAGACAUCCGACCAGGACCAUCCGGACAGGACAGAACUAGAGCUGAUAAGGGACAAGUCUCCCCACCCGUCCUUAGAGAUGUCAAAAGGCCCCUAGAUCAUGUCAUAAACGCCUUUCUCGAAUUCCAAGCCAUCACAAAAGCAGAACAGGAGGUCAGCCGCAAGACUUGUGCAGACAUCAUGCAGGCUUACCUCCUGGAGAACACCAGCCUGCUAAAAGUGAGGCUGAGGGAGGCGGAGGCAUCGAUCUACAAUAACAACACCUCUGAAAUCAUCAUCGGAGAGGAAGGAGGGGACCACAUGGCCGCAUAUAACACCAAACGCGGCUUCGUCGAACUGGACGAGGAGGGGACGAAAGGGAGCGGUAAACCAAAGUUCCGAACUGAUCCAGAUGACCCGGUGGUGGUUGUCGCCCGCUGCACCAGGAUCAUGUUACAAGAGAAGAUCCUGGAGAGGGCUAAAACCAUCGCCGGUAAUAACAACGAGGCCCUGGUGCUCUGGGAAACUCCGAAGAUCAAAUGGGUUAACGGAGUGCCAGGCUGUGGCAAGACGACUUGGAUCGUGAGGAACUUUGACACAAGUAACGACAUUGUCAUAACCAGCACGACGGAGGCAGUUAACGACUUGAGGGAGAAGCUGGAGCCCAAAAUUGGAGCGCAAACCAAGAACAAGGUGCGCACUAUGGCCUCAGUUUUAGCCAAUGGUUUUAGGGAGCCUGAUCGGAAGGGAUGUAAGCGUCUUAUUAUCGAUGAGGCUCUCAUGAACCAUUUUGGGGCCAUAAUGAUGGCAACCAAGCUAGCGGGAGCCAGCGAGACCCUCAUGAUCGGUGACAUGAAUCAACUGCCGUAUAUCGACCGAGAAAACCUCUUCAAGAUGUCCUACUGCCGCCCUAACCUAAUCGCGUCAGUCGACCAGGAGCUGUUAUGUACGCACAGGAACCCACUCGAUGUAGCGUAUGCCCUCAGUGAAGUAUACGGGGGCAUAUACUCAUCCAAGACUCAGAUUCGAUCCCUGGAGCUGAAGCAGUAUACAGGCGCGAACAUCCCGAAAGGUACAGACAACACCUUGUACCUCACUCACACACAAGGUGAGAAGGAAACCCUAAAAAAGGAGGGUUUCGGGACGGGAUUGGGAUCGCGUGUGAAUACCAUCCAUGAAGCCCAGGGAGCGACCUUUGAGACAGUGGUAAUAGUGCGUACAUCACAGAAGAAGAUACAGCUCCUCGACAGUGUACCACACGCAGUCGUGGCCGUGUCACGUCACACAAAAAGCUGUACAUAUUACACCGAUGACAGCAGUGACGCGACCGCUUUAUUCAUCUCGAAGGCGGUCAAGGCUACGUCCACCACCAUCAGGGACUAUAACAUCAAGAUGGCGAUACGGGGGGGAGACGAGGCAGUCUGGAGGCAACUACUUACAAUAAGUCCCUAGAAACUAGAGUCUUACUUAAGUAACUAACAUAAACAAUAAGUGACGUGCACGUUUCGAUAAACUAACAGAGUAA
Messenger RNA from Maniola jurtina (meadow brown), 7984 nucleotides. RefSeq lists its product as uncharacterized. Gene Ontology annotation, molecular function: nucleic acid binding; ATP binding; RNA-DNA hybrid ribonuclease activity. The record is from RefSeq and is a predicted model, not a curated record. The transcript has 3 exons. NCBI's taxonomy places the organism in Eukaryota, Metazoa, Arthropoda, Insecta, Lepidoptera, Nymphalidae. The coding region runs from base 1 to 7911 and encodes 2636 amino acids.